GGAACCUUUCUGAAAUAUGCCUUUGUCUGCUUUUGUGGCAUUCGGUGAGAUCAGCAAGUGUUGGCCGAGUGCUGAGCGUGGUUUCCUGUAGGGUUGUGUCAGGCGCCACAGGACAAUACCCAUUUGGGGGCACUGAGGUGUGCAGCCAUUUGUGACCCAGCAGUGGGGAAAAUGUGAGACAGUUUGCUACUGCUGCUGCAGGAGAGAGAAGUGCAGCUGUUCCUGCAGAGUCCCUUCCCCGCGGUGAACCCAGACGAAGGAACACGUCAAAAUGGAUGAUAAUCUGGAGACAAAAUCCAUUCUAGAAGAACUUCUUCUCAAAAGGUCACAGCAAAAGAAGAAAAUGUCUCCAAAUAAUUACAAAGAGCGACUUUUUGUUUUAACCAAAACAAGCCUUUCCUACUAUGAAUAUGAUAAAAUGAAAAGAGGCAGCAGAAAAGGAUUCAUUGAAAUUAAAAAGAUCAGAUGUGUGGAGAAAGUGAAUCUUGAGGAACAGACACCAGUGGAGAGACAAUAUCCAUUUCAGAUUGUCUAUAAGGAUGGGCUUCUCUAUGUCUAUGCAUCAAAUGAAGACAGCCGGAGGCAGUGGCUGAAAGCAUUACAGAAAGAGAUCAGGGGCAGCCCUCACCUGCUGAUCAAGUACCACAGUGGCUUCUUUGUGGACGGAAAGUACCUGUGCUGCCAGCAGACCUGCAAAGCGGCUCCAGGAUGCACCCUUUGGGAAGCAUAUACUGAUCUUCAUGUUGCAGUCAACGAAGAGAAAUUUAAAGUUCCUACCUUCCCAGACAGAGUGUUCAAGAUUCCUCGGGCAGUUCCCAUUCUCAAAAUGGAUGUGCCAUCUUCAAGUACCGCUCAAGCUCAGUAUGACAGCGAUUCAAGGAGAAACUACAGCUCCCAGCCUAAUGUCAACACAUGGUAUAUUCCCAAGGAAGACUACCCUGACUGGUGGCAAGUAAGAAAGCUGAAAAGCAGUGAUGACGCUGCAUGGAAUAACCAAGCAGAGAGAAGUGCUGCAAAUCACAGCAUCUCCAAGAUUUCAUGGGGAUUUCCUGAGUCAAGUUCAUCUGAGGAAGAGGGAAACCUGGCUGAGUAUGACUGGUUUGCAGGAGACAUGUCCAGGUCACAGGCUGAGCAGUUGCUGAGGGAAAAGGGAAUCGAAGGUGCAUUUAUGGUUCGAAAUUCCAGCCAGGCGGGAAUGUACACAGUGUCCUUGUUCAGUAAGGCUGUGAAUGAUAAAAAAGGAACUGUUAAACAUUACCACGUGCAUACCAAUGCUGAAAACAAAUUAUACCUCGCAGAAAACUAUUGUUUUGACUCCAUUCCAAAGCUCAUUCACUAUCAUCAACAUAAUUCAGCAGGCAUGAUUACAAGGCUCCGCCACCCUGUGUCAAGCAAGGCUAACAAGGUCCCGGUCUCCGUGGCCCUAGGAAGCGGAAUCUGGGAACUGAGAAGGGAAGAGAUCACCCUGUUGAAGGAGCUGGGAAGUGGCCAGUUUGGAGUGGUGCAACUGGGCAAGUGGAAGGGGCAGUACGAUGUUGCUGUGAAGAUGAUCAAAGAGGGCUCCAUGUCAGAAGACGAAUUCUUUCAGGAGGCCCAGACAAUGAUGAAGCUCAGCCAUCCCAAACUGGUUAAAUUCUAUGGGGUGUGUUCAAAGCAAUACCCCAUAUACAUAGUGACUGAGUACAUAACCAAUGGCUGCCUGCUUAAUUACCUGAAGAGUCAUGGCAAGGGACUUGAACCCUCCCGGCUCUUAGAAAUGUGCUACAAUGUCUGCGAAGGCAUGGCCUUCUUGGAGAGCCACCAGUUCAUCCACCGAGACCUGGCAGCGCGGAACUGCUUGGUGGACAGUGAGCUCUCCGUCAAAGUCUCGGACUUCGGAAUGACGCGGUAUGUCUUGGAUGACCAGUAUGUCAGUUCGGUGGGAACAAAGUUUCCGGUCAAGUGGUCAGCCCCAGAGGUGUUUCACUACUUCAAAUACAGCAGCAAGUCUGACGUGUGGGCAUUUGGGAUCCUGAUGUGGGAGGUGUUCAGCCUGGGGAAGCAGCCCUAUGACUUGUAUGACAACUCCCAGGUGGUUGUGAAGGUCUCCCAGGGCCACAGACUCUACCGGCCCCAACUGGCAUCAGACACCAUCUACCAGAUCAUGUACAACUGCUGGCAUGAGCUUCCAGAAAAGCGUCCCACAUUUCAACAACUCCUCAGUUCCAUUGAACCACUUCGGGAGAAAGACAAGCCUGGAAGAAGAAAUGCAGAGUGAACAUGAGAAUGAAUAGAAAUCUGGCCAACAUUCUUCUUCUUCUUAUAGAAA
This is a messenger RNA of Ochotona curzoniae (black-lipped pika), 2308 nucleotides long. It is a transcript of the gene BMX, whose product is annotated as BMX non-receptor tyrosine kinase. The record is from RefSeq and is a predicted model, not a curated record. Bases 272 to 2257 code for a protein of 661 amino acids. Gene Ontology annotation, molecular function: ATP binding; non-membrane spanning protein tyrosine kinase activity. The transcript is spliced from 19 exons. Lineage: Eukaryota; Metazoa; Chordata; Mammalia; Lagomorpha; Ochotonidae. Gene Ontology annotation, biological process: adaptive immune response; intracellular signal transduction; B cell receptor signaling pathway.